Molecule: messenger RNA, 2545 nt
Organism: Protobothrops mucrosquamatus (brown spotted pit viper)
Lineage: Eukaryota; Metazoa; Chordata; Lepidosauria; Squamata; Viperidae
Product: transmembrane emp24 domain-containing protein 7-like
Exons: 4
Coding region: 124-792 (222 amino acids)
Biological process (GO): Golgi organization; intracellular protein transport; endoplasmic reticulum to Golgi vesicle-mediated transport
Cellular component (GO): Golgi apparatus; endoplasmic reticulum; COPII-coated ER to Golgi transport vesicle
Source: RefSeq, a predicted model, not a curated record
GUCGCCUCUUCCGUUUUCGCCCUCCCCUUCUCGGACGGCCACGCCGCAAGUGGAAGCCGGCGCGUCUUCGGCUACCUGGCAGCUUCGCCUUCCGUGCUUGUGGUCGAGUCCCCGGUCUGGGAGAUGUUGCUGCGGCGCUGUCCGGGCUCUGGUGCCUGCGGAGGCUCGUUGGCGGCGGGGUUGUUGCUGCUGCUGCACCUCAGCUGGGCGGUCCGGGCCUCGGAGAUUACCUUCGAAUUGCCCGACAAUGCCAAGCAGUGCUUCUACGAGGAGAUCGUGCAGGGCACCAAGUGCACCUUGGAGUUUCAGGUGAUUACUGGAGGACACUAUGAUGUUGAUUGCCGCUUAGAAGAUCCAGAUGGGAUUGUGCUAUAUAAAGAAAUGAAGAAACAAUAUGAUAGUUUUACCUUUACCGCAUCUAGAAAUGGAACAUACAAAUUUUGUUUCAGCAAUGAGUUUUCAACUUUCACACACAAAACAGUAUACUUUGAUUUUCAAGUUGGAGAUGACCCACCUCUCUUUCCUAGUGAAAACAGAGUCACUGCACUCACUCAGAUGGAGUCAGCAUGUGUUUCAAUUCAUGAAGCUCUAAAAUCCGUCAUUGAUUAUCAGACACAUUUUCGACUGAGGGAAGCACAAGGCCGUAGCCGAGCAGAAGACUUAAACACACGAGUGGCUUAUUGGUCAAUAGGCGAAGCCAUCAUUCUGCUUGUAGUUAGCAUUGGGCAGGUAUUUCUUCUCAAAAGCUUCUUCUCUGACAAAAGAACCACUACAACUCGUGUUGGAUCAUAACAAGCUUCAUAUCCAUUGUUUGAAAAAUAUACUAUUAUUUGAAUGAGUUCUAGUUAAAGAACAAUUAAGUACAGGGAACAUUUUAAAUACCUUUAGCCUUCUCACUUCAAAGUUCUGAAAUUCAUACUCCCAAAAGCUGUCACAGAAAAAAAAAAGACAGCCUUUUAUUUGUUAUACAGUGGGGUUUUCUUUUGCAUCUGCUGAGAAAUCUAAUAGUUGCUAUUUUUUUAACAAAUGAGACUUGUUUGUAAGUACUUAGUGCUUUAAGAAAAUCCUUUAAGUAGUUAAUUAAAAGAUUGUCCUUAUGAAUGAAAAAAAAGCCUGACCUUGCAAGUUAAAGCAUUGAAAUGAAAACUAAAACACAUAAUUAACAAUAGUCUCAAAGUCUUGUACUGCACUGUUUUGACUGUCUAUGGAAAUUCUAGGGUCUUGAAUCAUUUAUUGGGGUGUAUAUAGAUAUAUAGAUAUAUAUUAUUUUACUCUUACCAAUUUUAGAGUCCUGGGGAAAAACAAUUUCCUAUGCAUUGAAAGGUUAUCAUUUUUGCAUUUUGCUUUUUAAAUUAAAUAAUGGGGAAAAUGCCUUCUAAUUCUUGAAGCUGAGUCUUUGAGUGUUGCUGUUGCUGCUGCCUUGAGAACUAAAUCAGUCAGCUUUGACACGAACCAUAUAAAUUUUAGGAAUCUGAUGUUUUCACUUUCACUUGAACUUGAUAGGACUAAGUAAAAAUGCACUGAUUUAAGUAACUUGCAGCUAAAAUUUAGCCUUGUAGUCUCUAAUAUUAAAUCAGAGCUGUUCAACCGUAUGCCCUUUAGAUGUUUGUAACUAUAAUUCCCAUAAGUUUUAAAGACGGUCAGUAAUCAUGGGAGUUACAGUCCAAGAGAUCUGGAGACUGCCAUGUUAAAUAAGAUAAGAUUGCAGGGCCAUAAGUGGCUCGAGGGUUUUGAUCUAAAUAAUUGAUUUAUUAAGCAAUGUAUGCAGAUGCUGGAUGUAUGUGGAUUAAAUUGCUGAUUAAACAUUCUAAAUUGAUGGGGACAGUUUCUCCUGUGUGCUUACAGUACUGUAUUACCCUAUCCUACCAGUUUUAUGCUUAAAGGCUACUUUUUGAAGUAGCUCACAAGAUUUGGGAGAAUGAGGGAUUUUGCUAUAUAAUUGCUAGUUCUAUUAUACCUGCUUUCCAAUAUCCCAAAUGCUUUUAGGGGUUUUUAAGAUUGUACAACAUUAUUUCAGAAUGCUCAAAAGAAAUUAACAUUACCACCAUAACCAUACACAUUAAAGGUAAGCUUCAUUCCUCUUAGUAAAACUGGCAUCUUCUAAAUGGAUAACAAGGCUUGUCUGAGAGGAUGAAGAAAGAAUUUGUAGUGGUUGAAAAAAAUAUGAAUACCACUAUGCUUAAGGGUUAACACUCACUAAAAUAAGCUUGAUAUUUUAUAGUACAUUUGUGCAGCGAAUUCACCAAUUUUCCCCUUUUUGUAGAUAUUCUGUAAGCACAUUUUGCAUUUUUUUCUGUAUGCGCUACCUGAUUAUGCUGUAAAAGGAUAAGAGAUGCUCUGUCACGGAGUCUGACUAAGUGACGAUGCUAAAAAUGCCUAAUAUUUCCCCUUAGUUUGUGGAUGUGGCUUUUUAGAAAAUAGAGCAUUGAUGUGUUUAGAGAUGGGGAAUAAUCCUGUGUAUUUGUUUAACAUUCUGCUAUAAUAGCUUGCUGUAGAAUGUGCUUGGUCUUUCACUUGAGCUUGCAGAAAAUAAAUUUAUUGAGCG